This is a messenger RNA of Hylaeus volcanicus, 7286 nucleotides long. RefSeq names its product cAMP-specific 3',5'-cyclic phosphodiesterase 4D (gene Pde9). Bases 1225 to 4476 code for a protein of 1083 amino acids. NCBI's taxonomy places the organism in Eukaryota, Metazoa, Arthropoda, Insecta, Hymenoptera, Colletidae. Gene Ontology annotation, biological process: cGMP catabolic process. The transcript is spliced from 12 exons. The record is from RefSeq and is a predicted model, not a curated record. Gene Ontology annotation, molecular function: 3',5'-cyclic-GMP phosphodiesterase activity.
AUAGGUUUUUGUUUUUUAAACGAAUGGCAAGUUUACGAUAGAGCGGCACGUAAUUAAUUUCAACAGUUAAUAAAACGGGAAAGUGCUAUCAUUUCAGUAAACACGGUGCAUCGUCCCUGCAAGGUAAUUCGCAAUCGAGCGAGGGCGCGAGUUUCGUUCGCGGUCGGCCGGGAGUCGUGGUUGGUCGGGCAGCGAGCCCGAGGACGGCCGAUCGUCGACGGCCACGGCCGAAUGCGCGAAGCGCCAGCGCUGGCCGAGCCUGAACGGAGCGCUCGGGUCAAAAUAUAUUCAGUAUAUUCUAAACAAGCGCGCGACGUGCUGUCACGUUUUGUUUGUGCGUGCGAACCAGUGUCCCGUCGAACGAUUCGCUCGAAUAUCAACUGGUGACAUUGCGUUCGAGUGCUCCGAAUCACGCGUAACCCAGUGGCCACGGUGUAAAUUCAAAAACUCCCGUCAGUGAUACCACAAACGAAUCGAACGGCUAGCGCGCGGUGAAAUUCGGAAGAGUAACAACGCGUCAGAAGAUACGAGAGGAGAGACUCUCUGCCAACUAGGCGGACUGCCAACGCGAGUCGGUUCGAAGAGGAGGUGAAAAACAUCCCGUUCGAGGAAUACGACCGUUUGUUGACGUUUUCACACGAGAGAUCGUCAAAUCGUACGGGAACCAUGGCCUUCGAUUCCACGGAAAACAAAAUUCUACGCGUUGUAUGAGUGCCUGAGACGGAAGGGAGAAUUAGUUCCUCGAACACUUUGCUUCCUGAAAAGUUCGUCGAGUGGUGAAUAAAGAACAAGAAGAGGAAUCGAGAUCGAAGAGACGACGAGCAACCACUAAGAGAAGAAAGGAAACGAAGGAUAUCGUCAAUUACUGUCGCCCUGGAACAAGAAUGGACAAUGAAGGAGCGCAGCUCGAGCUUGUAGUAGACGAGCGGUCGUCCUCACGGUUGGUGCCACGACGAACGUCGACCGAAUCCUGCAACGUUCGAUCAUUCACCCUGCAGGUGUUGCGCACGGCAGGCACGAGGUCGACAGGUGCAAUAAUCGGGGGUGACCCGGUUGCUGCCGCCGGGGCGGCGAUGCGACGAUGAGCUCGCCGAGGAUACUGCUAGCCCUCUACACCCGACCAAAGCCCCGAUUAGUAGCAAGGCCGGGUCGCCUCGCAAGCUGUCGCAAGGUCGAGUACAGAGAAGAGGAAGCCGGUUCAAGGCCGAAAUUAUUCGCCUGGCCAUGGACCUCGAGGCGAGGAACGGGACUGGCGGCAACCACGACGAGGAAUACACGAAUAUUUACUUCAUCGUCGGCGAUCGCAGGGAGACGGCCACCUACAAAGCGGAUCAGGUCACGGAUAUGGAGCUUAAGGAACUCUUUAGAAAUGCGGCAGAGGCUGGCCCUCUGGACAUCGUGAAGCUUCGCAAGGAGGAGAAGCUCUUGAACAUUUCGACUAAUCUGCCGGCGAACACACCCGACACACCCUAUGUUCUUCAGAUCGUCGGAGCGCAUCCGGCCUCGUCGGGGGUGAUCGAGGCGGAAGUGCUGUGGGCUCUCGAGAGACGCGUGGCGGCCUUGGAACAGCAACUUAGGGAGCAGCAAGAAGCUCUGUACGCCUCUCCAUCCUUCGCUCUUCGUGAACUGAAGCGGCAGGUCGAUAGUUUCAAGAACAAGUUGGAACAGAACGACCAGCUGAAUUGGCUGAGUUUCUACAAACAGCUUCCAGAGCCGAUCUACGCGGAUUCUUGCCGCAGAUUGCAGUAUCGUCGGAAGAGCGACAGCAUGAAGCGGAAGGUGCGGGAAAAGUUCCUCAAUAUCUGCGACGUGUCAGUGUCAUCGAGCGUUCGAGAGUGGCUGCGUUCGCCAGCCUUUGACGCGCGACAGUGGGAAGACGAAGAGCUGCUGCUGAUGCUGCAAGCGAUGUUCGUCGAGCUCGACCUACCUCAAAAGUUUAACAUUCCUUUACCAAUCCUGAGGAACUUCCUCUACGAAGUUUACAACAACUAUAACGAAGUGCCAUUUCAUAACUUCAGGCACUGCUUCUGCGUGGCGCAAAUGAUGUACGCGAUAGCCUGGGCAGUAGAUCUUCCGUCGCGGAUCGGCGACCUCGAGGUUUUUAUACUGAUCGUCUCCUGCAUCUGCCACGAUCUGGAUCAUCCGGGUUACAACAACAUUUAUCAAAUAAACGCGCGCACCGAGCUGGCUCUGCGGUACAACGAUAUCUCUCCACUGGAGAACCAUCAUUGCUCCGUGGCCUUUCGCGUCCUGGAGGCGCCUGAAUGCAACAUACUCGCGUCCUUGGACAACGCGACCUAUCGGGUAGUGCGCGAGGGGAUCAUCAGAUGCAUCCUCGCGACGGACAUGGCCAGGCACAACGAGAUCCUUGGGCAAUUCACCGACAUCAUCCCGGAGUUCGAUUAUUCCAACAAAGCCCACAUCAAUUCGUUGUCGAUGAUACUCAUCAAAGUGGCGGACAUCAGCAACGAGGCCCGACCAAUGGAAGUCGCAGAACCGUGGCUGGACAGGUUGCUCCAGGAAUUCUUCAAGCAGAGCGACACGGAGAAGCUCGAGGGACUUCCGGUAACUCCGUUCAUGGACCGCGAUAAAGUGACCAAACCGUCGUCUCAGGUCAGCUUCAUCGGUCUGGUUCUACUUCCUCUUUUCGAAGCCCUCGGGGAACUGCUUCCAGAGCUGCAAAGUCUCAUAGUCCAGCCAGUGAGGGAAGCGUUGGAGUACUACCGUAGACUGAACGAGGCGGCGAAGGACGAGCGCCACCACAGAAAAAGCGUGGCCGACCUGGGCGAAUCGACGCCGAUGGCGACGACUCCCGGUGGCACGAGUUCGUCAGCGGUGGUAAAGUCCACCUCGUCGCACAGCAUGCGUUCCAAACGUUCAGCCGGCACGAUCCACUCGAGAUCACGAUCCACCGACGAGGACAUCACGGAGAACCUGACGGCGGAGGACGCGGAGAACCUCGAGAGCUCCGAUCCGGAGACAGCCACCGAGGUGGAGGUCAGCGAGAAGGCGUUGAAGUUCAAGAUCUCCACGGAAGGGUCCAUAGCCGGGCCGCCAUCAGGUAGGAAAAGCUACCCUGGUAGCCGGAAGGGUAGUCGAGAGAAAUCGUCACUGGAUUAUCAUAAUCACGACCUGGCCAGGGCUGUCAGAGAGCACGAAAGAAGACGCAGUAAAGGAGAGAAUCUCGGCAGCAACUUGAGCUCGCCGGUCAGCGCGAGGUCGGCGGAGGGAACGAGGAUCCUGGAGGAGCUGGAGAAGGACGAGAUGAUUCUGUUGGACAAGAAAUUUGGGGAGGGGAGACUGGUCGAGGGGAACGGUAACGUGGUGGUCGAGACGCAGCAGAGGAAUAACCUGAAGAGGACGGGUAGCUUAGCGGAGAACGAGCAGGAGGCCAGGUCUAGUCGCAAAGAGGUUCACAGGGAGUCGAUCGGUCUGCGAUGCUGCUGCGACGACAAACCGGGAUCCAACAAUCACAAGUCCCUCUUCUCGCGAUGGAGGAACUUCACGGAUCGCCUGAACAUCAGCUUCGAAUCAAGAGACUCCCCGUCGCCGAAACCCACCAAGCACCUCAUCAAGACGCUGAACAAGAGCAACUCGGUGAUCACCGCUCCCAUCGCGACCACUUCUUCCAGGCACAACAACUCCUUACCGAUCUGCAAGCGAUGCAACCUCGCGAAACCCUCGGCCAACGAGAGCAAAGCCAUCGCGACGGUGGUCGAGCUGUCCUCGGUGGACAAGCGAGCCACGACCCUGCCCAAAGUCAGGAAAUCGGCCGACUGCAAGAACAAAAGCUGGCGAACCGUCUUCGCCAAAGAGAAGAGAUCGUCCACCUCCCUGGAGACACUCCCAGGCGCGAUGUCGGAGGCCUCGUUGACGAAGCACCGACGGAACUUCUCGAACCCGGAGGGUAAAUCCCAGAGCUUGAAGGAGGUGAAGGAACCGAACCCGGACAUCGAGUUCGGGGAGAUCAACGUGCGCGCGAAGAAGCAAAAGCAGCCGGCGAUCGUCGUGAAGACCGAACACGCGUCCGGCGAGGACGUGCAAGGCGACAUAGGCAAAAUCGAGAUCAGGCGAAGCUCGGCGAGCAUGGAGGAUAUCUCGAAGAUGACCAAGCAGACCGAGUGCGCGAUGCUCGGGUCGUUUGAGCCAAAGAAAGCCGAGGAACGGCCGCACGCGGGCAGUCUUGACUCGAUGUUGUGCAAGGACACGACGAAAGUCAGGAAGAAGCCGACGUUCUCGUCGCCGUCGACCGCCAAGAAGUCGUCGCCCGGUUUGCUAUCGCGUUUCAAGUCGGGCAUGAGCGUCGACAGUGCCAGGAGCAACAGCAACAGCGACUCGUUGCACGAUCAAAGCUCCCAGUCGCCCGGCGGUUGGAUCUCCUCCUUGACGGCGAGCUUUCGGCCGAGGAGACAGGUCGCGGAGGCGCCUCUUUCGCCGCAUCCGCACCGCUCCCCGAGUCGGGAGGAGAUCAAGUGAUACGGCCUGGUGGUCGAGGACAAUUCCGAGAAACAGUUGUCGGGCCUGCACAGGUGGCUGGCUGAGAAUUUCUUUUGUUGCAGCGGUUGAACGCGGAACGUGUUUAGCAGAACUAUGAUCGGCGGAGGCGGACACACGCGUAGCCAAAGAUCGUUUACGAUGGGCAACAAGAUGGGAGGGAAGUCGAGAGGUAGUUGAGAGACACAGAUGUCGAGGGAAACCGAGAGCGACGAGCGUUUUUCGGCUGCGUUUAAACGGUCUCCGUUCGUUUGGAAACGUUGUUCGGUCUCUCGCGUCGAAUAGACUAGAAUAGAGGGGUUUCGAGAGGAAUUCGAGGCUUAUCGGGGUUUCGAGACGAUUUGCUUUUCCCAGCGACGAUCUAUACCGAGUUUCGAUGAGGAAACGGGGGAUGAGACGCCACUUGUCGGUCGAUUUCUUCUCGCGCGAGCCUCGACGGAAUCCGCCGGUUGUCGGGAACCUUUGGAUCCCUUCUCUUACUCGUCCGCCCCGACGACGGCCUGUAAAAAUAAUGAUAAAACGCGACGGUCGAAGAGAAGGGCCGUAAAUGGGGUGGGGUAGGGGGGCAAAGUCAAACGUUGUAACGAGGAUUAAAACGCGAUUCAAAUUGUCGUAGAACGUGCGUGUAGUAUGUCGAUUAGCUGUUUCCAAAUGUAGCCAGAGAAUGUGUGAGUGUAAUUAACGUUCGUAUCGAAGCCAAACUGUCGAACAGGUGGCAAAUACCAAAUAUAUGUAUAUUGCUCCUAAUUAUCGAUCUCCGUUCUGAUAGUAUAGCGGUUGAGGGAGACAAGGGGGUAGAGGAAGGGUGGAGAGAAGAGACGGAGCUUUGAACAUUGAUAAUACGCGGCGAAAACGAAUUCAAACUUCGUUGGGAUAGACGCGAAGAAAACAAUGGGGAAUGAAGGGGUUGGGGGAUGUAUGGGAUAGAGUAAGGAUGCACUUGACUUGAAGGAUGGCGAAAAAAGAAUGCGCGGUAUAUAGACUAUUUUAUUUAUUGUCCAAUUAAAAGAAUAGCCUAAUGAGUAAUCAUUAAUGUUGUUCGUUAUUAUACAUAUAUACAUAUAUAUAUACAUAAAGAAAAGAACUAUAUAUAUAUAUAAAUAUAUGCAAGACGCAAUGUAUACAAAGACGUGAAAAAUAUGCAAUCCCCAUCGAGACAAAAGCGUACAUAUAUAAAUAAAAUGAAUAUAUAUAAGGAUGGACGUCGCAUAAAGAUGGAGAAUCUAUGUAAUAAAGGAUAAGCGCGAGCGCGUAGGUAGACAAUGGAAAGAUAAAAUGGAAUCAAAAAUGCAAAACGAAAUACAGAAGAAAAAGGGGGGGAGAAAGAAAUGAAAUUAACGUCGCGAGGAACGAGAACGCACGCAGAACAUUGAUUGGUUCGUUGGAAAUUUAGUCGAAUGUUAAAAUGUUUGCUACGAUCACUGAUAAUAAUUAUACUUGCGAACCGAUGAGAUAAAAGACGAUCGCGAAUCUCAACCCUUUCGGACUUGGAAUCUAGCUAGUAGUUGGGUUUCGUUAAUUAAAAACUGCUUUUCUAAAUUAAUACAGGAAAAAUUGUCGAUGAUUAAUCAUAAAUUUUUCAUCGAUCGACAGAUAUCUGUCCUCGCGGAGCGUUUUUGAAAUGCGUCUGAAAAACGAUGAACAGGAGAGAAAGUAAGCGUAUAGAGCCUAACGUAGCCUCCGACUUAAGGAGAAUAAUAUUACCCUCGUAAUCGGUUCGUCCGCGACGCAUCACACAUACACACACACAAAUACACGUGUUUCUCAGCCUCGACACAAAUUAGUUCUCUAACGGCGUCUCGCUUUUUUCAUUUUUAGAUGUUUAUAUUUUUAUACUCCACCAGUGUGUCUGUACGGCGAUUAAAAACCGCAUGUAUUGUUGAACUCUAGUCUUACGUUAUUGUCUUCAGUACCCAAAACUCGUUUUGGGCAUUCUUCGUUUUCUACGGCGAUCGUAGAGCGGAAAGAUGAACCCUGCAUCCGCAUCGCGCGAGCGACCCUCUGCAUUCUGCGUAAUGCUUGUUCGAUUUUUCGAAGAGAUUCGUUUGAAUCGUCACGGAAAACCUUGUCGAAACUUGAAUCUCAAUUCAGGAAUUUUACAAACUUCUAUAGCAGCAUAUUUUACGGCUAAUAAUAACAGGAAAAUGUUAUAUGAUUCGGUCAAAAAUUAUUAGACAGGUUUAUUAACAAUUUUCGAAUUAACUUCUCAAAAUAUUUACGAGUAUCUCGAUACUUCGAUUACUUCCCAAUAACGUCGCAGAAAAUGGAUGACCGAGUACCAUAUUAUUCCAUACACUUAUCUCUAAUGUAAUUCACCCAGAAUUUUAUUUAUGAAUGCUUCCGUCGAAUCGACGAAUCUCUUCAGUCGGCGUUCAGGAUUUGCGCGAAUAUUUUCACUCCAGCCCUUUCCACGUCGGACAUGAGAUCUCACCGCGCGAAUCUUUCCACCCCAUUGUGGAAGCUCGUUGAAAUCUUGAACCUUAAAGAGGAUCGAAGAAAAGGAUCGACGAAUGUAAGAGACGCAACGGUGUCUUCGAGCGAGCGAGCUACGUCGAACCAUAAUAACGUUGUAUACACGCUAUAAUAUAAAUUAUUAAACUUCCAGUGGUACGAGGGAAAAAGUAUUUGAUCUAGCCAACGACGAAAUCGUUUCGAACACCUUCUCCCAUCAGCCCGCGAACGAAACGACCAUAAGUCGCGGCCUGGUCGAAUGUUCGAAUGAUCGACGUUCAAGCGCUGCGAUUCGGAGUCAAAUGCUUUUUUCGUUCUACCACUCACUGUCUGUGCCUGAC